This is a messenger RNA of Conger conger (European conger), 6353 nucleotides long. It is a transcript of the gene csrnp2, whose product is annotated as cysteine-serine-rich nuclear protein 2. Lineage: Eukaryota; Metazoa; Chordata; Actinopteri; Anguilliformes; Congridae. The record is from RefSeq and is a predicted model, not a curated record. Gene Ontology annotation, biological process: regulation of transcription by RNA polymerase II. Gene Ontology annotation, cellular component: nucleus. The transcript is spliced from 5 exons. Bases 680 to 1840 code for a protein of 386 amino acids. Gene Ontology annotation, molecular function: sequence-specific DNA binding; DNA-binding transcription factor activity, RNA polymerase II-specific.
ACAGGAGGUACAGUACACGUUCCGCAAGAAAACUGAAACAUUUUGUAUAUCGUAAAGGGCUUAAGAGACUCGUGUACCUGAGACAACUUAAAACGAAUAAUUGGAGUAAAACGAUCAUGGUUAGCUUACAAUCACAGAAAUGAAUAGCCUAUGCAACGGACUUUUCUUUUGACUUGCAGCUUUUAAAGGGGAAAGAAGAAAAAUAUAAAUCACGAACUCCAUGCCAUUGCAAUUUAAUUUGAACGAAAAUGCAAUUUAAGCUAAAAUGCUCAAUUAAACGCUGAAUACAUCUGGAUGAAGUCCUUCGCUGAUCCCUCCCGGUUAAUCGCCGGCUUGAUUCAUUCAGUUGCCCUUACGAUACAUUUCCCAUUAAGAUACAUUUCAUUUCCCAUGCUGCAGCGGCAUUUUUCCCUGUGAAUAAUUGUGAGAAACCGAAAUAUAGCGUGUAACCGCCGGGUCUAAUUCUACAAAUGAUGCCCUAUUUUCCCCUUGGGCUAAAAACGCUUCGCAAAUGUCCUUGUCUGCAACCAGCCAGCGAUAAAGGGAAAAGAUAACGCAGUAAGAAGAAAGGACACGAAAAUCCAAGCCGGAAACAAGUCAAGGAGACAAAUUCUUAUUUAAUAAAAGGAGCGUAUUGCGAGGUGAAGCUGAUCUCAGAUUCUCCGAAGGCGGUGAGGUGAUGGAGUCUGUGCGGACUCUGGGACUGAAGCGCAGGUUUGAGGAGGUGGACCCCGGCUCCACCUGCUCUACCCCCAAGGAUUCAGACGAUGAGGUCUCCAGCAGCGACAGCGCAGAGAGCUGCGACAGCCUCAACGCCCCCUCCUGCUCCUCCAACUCCUCCAACUCCUCCCUGACCCCCACCUCCAUCCUGCGGCGGAGGGUGCCCCCGAUGGGUGGGAAGCGGGUGCGUUUCGGCGCGGUGACGGUGUUCUACUUCUCGCGGAGGCAGGGCUUCACCAGCGUGCCCAGCCAGGGGGGCAGCUCGCUGGGCAUGGCCCGUCGGCACAGCGCCGCCCGCCGCUACACGCUGGGCGAAUUCGCCCGCGAGCAGGAGCACGGCCACCUGCAGGCCCUGCGGCGCCACCUGCACCAGGAGAAGCUGGAGGCGCGCAAACGCAAGCUCACGCGUAACGGCACAGUGGCGUGUGCGGCAGCAGAAGCUCUGACCCUCGCUGACGUGUCGGACGAGGACCUGGAUGUGGAGGGGGUGGAGGUGGACGAGUGCUUCUUCCUGCAGCCGCUGCCAAUCAAGCGGCGCCGGGCCCUGCUGCGCGCCUCCGGCAUCGGCCGCAUCGACGCCCGCGAGAAGGCCGAGCUGCGCUCCAUACGCCUGUCCCGCGAGGACUGCGGCUGCGACUGCCGCGUUUACUGCGACCCCCGCCACUGCAGCUGCAGCCUGGCCGGCAUCAAGUGCCAGGUGGACAGGAUGUCCUUCCCAUGUGGCUGUACUCGGGACGGGUGCGGGAACGCGGUGGGACGAGUGGAGUUUAACCCCCUGCGGGUGCGUACCCAUUACCUGCACACCGUCAUGAAGCUGGACCUGGAGAAGAGGAGGCAGCUGGGGGGCCUGGCGGGAGAAGGGUUGGAGGAGCUCAGCGCUCCCUCUGCCCAGGCCGUACUCCCCGACCCCGAACCUGCGGCCUGUCUCCCUUCCCCCCUUACGGAUCACCUGACCCAGCGGGACAGCCUGGCCCUGGAGAACGAGGAGGCCGUGCAUCACCUCCAGAGCGCCGAGGAGAGGGACCGGAGGGAGCAGGAGGAGCAGGGCGAGGGGGCCUGCAUGGAGGGCAGCGUCGCUGCCUUCGAAGGAGAAGGGAGCCUGCUGCACUCGGAGGCUUAGCUCCGCCCUCUCGCCCGCAGAUGUUUUGCACAAAAGCGCACUGAAAACGGCGUAUCGCCUACCUUAUGUAUUCAUAAUAUUCCUGUACAGAGAUUAAAUAUCAGAUGAAAUAUUAAAGAUGGACUAUCAGAAGUGUGCAUGUACAGAGUAGGUGAGAGUAGGAGAGGGGGCAGAUGUUACCGAGGGCCACAGAUGGGUAUUGCAUUUCCCAAGGCCUGUCCCAUAAUGAGGAAACUGACUGUAUAGAGGCUGGUGCUGGCUGUGAAUUGGACCCUUUGGUUGCGACCUGAAGUUCAGGUUUAUUUGGCGGUUCGCCACUCAAGCUUGAGUUUUGGCAGAACUGCGACUUACCUCGUCAAAUGGCAAUGGGAUUCACGCUGUUUGUAAAAUGGCCGACAAGGUUUGCGAAUAAUGGACGUGGAGAUCGCCGGUAUUGUUUUCUGAAAGGAGUGUCGCUCCAAUGUGCCCUCUCAGGCCACGUGAGCCACUGACGUGUCCCCCUCUGCUAGUGGACCAAUCCUGGGAAUACUUGGUAACGUUGUAUUUGUACUGUGUCAUGUUCAUCGAGAACAUGAAAAAGACCAGAAAGCGCUACUUGUUUACUGUAUCCGUAAACUUGACUUUUCGUUUCUUUGUGUACUAUAAGACGGAGGCAAACCAAAUAUGCAGGUUUGCACAGUUUUUUUUAAUUUAAUUUUAUUUUAUUAACUGCCUUUUCUCCGGUCGCGGCAUAUCAAUUACCUCACUCAACCCCAUCCUAUUGUGAUUAAAUCACAAUAUUGGUUCUGCCUGGACCAAUGUAGCCGACAUGAAAGUCCCAUUAAUGAAAACCUUAACAAGAUUACAUAUUCAUUUUUGUUUCUACAGAAAGGUUCCAUUUGGUGUACUGUUUCUGCAAAUAAUUUACCUUGCACAAGCAUGCAACUGGGCAUUUACUAGUUCUGUGGAUAGUGGCAGUCUUAGUGCAUUCUCUGAAUGCAGGUACCUGGAGAAUGACCAAAACGUUAUACUAAAAAAAGAGAAAAGUACAGAGAGAGAGAACACUAAUUUUUCCUCUUGAAAAGAUGUUUAUGAACAGUUGAGCUCACUGAGGAGUGAGUCAUGUGAUCAGGGUAUAAAAUACAACCAUCUAGUUACUGCUACUGUAAACGAGCCUGCAACUGCUUGUGAAUGUGGUUGUAUAUGGGCACGUUCAGCCACAAUCGAUGUCUAUACAUCACUACUUAAAUAUCUUCUCUAAAAUGUGCACAAUUGUCUCUAACAAGAAGGCACAAACAAGCAGAGUAAUAUUAAUGUAUGUUUUGCACAGUGCUGAGUCAUUUUAGUUGCUGCUCAGGUGGUAUGAGCUUGGUUCCCUUGUCUGUUGUUGUACUUGUCUAUUUUCCGUGUUUGUGAACAAUAAUUGGCUAGAUGAGUUUUGAUCUUAUUUUCCAGAGGAAGGAAAUAGUUUUAUUUUAAUUUACACAGGGCUCCACCCUCAAACCUCACAUUUCUUAAAUUGUAUUAACUAUUUUAUUUGGGGGUUUAUUGUUAAUUAUGGCCAUAAAAAAAAAGGUGUAAUAUUUUGUAUCUCCAUUAAUCUGUGUCAGUCAGUCCUGUACAUGUUACAUGUAGGUCUGUGGCAACAUUAGGUAUUCAGUCAGUUAGUGCAGCACUCACAACACUUUGUAAAGGUUAUUUGUCCGAGUGCAUUACAUCGAUCAUUGCAACUUUCUCUGUCUUUAUACAGCUGACUGAGAAAGUAUUGAAAUGUCAAACGAGUAGGCAUCUUCUCUUGAGCUACGCGUAUGUGAGGCAGUAGAUAUAUUGCCAUACUGUGAUAUAUUUUGUGUGGUGAUAUUGGCAGUGAUGUCUCAGUUCGUGUUGAUUCACACGUUCCUUAACAUUAGUUCUCCUGUUCGUUGAUAUGACUGAAAAAAUCUAUUAAGUCAUAUAUAUAUUUUUAAUCUGAUGUAAAAUUGCAAAAGGAUAGGGCUGCUGUGUGGCUCAUCCAGUUAAGGUGCUGUUCCGGUGUGUAGAUGGGCCCCACGGUCAGGUAUCGACUCCGCACCCUGCCUGCUGCUGAGCUAUCUGUAUUGUGCUCCGGGGUCAUCGUGAUGCAUUGCAUUACAUUAUUGGCAUUUUGGCAGACCUCCAGUUGAUUUGACCAAGCAGGAGACAAUCCUCCCCUGGAGCAAUGCAGGGUUAAGGGCCUUGUUCAAGGGCCCAACGGCUGUGCGGAUGUUAUUGCGGCUACACCGAGAUUAGCCACCGACCGAUUAACCACCGACCUUGCGUAUCCCAGUCAUUUACCUUAACCACUACGCUACAGGCCAGUUGAUGCAUCAACCCUUAUUGGCUACAUGCUAUCACAUAAUUGUUUACGCUACGACUUUUUGAGUGUUUACAUUCACUUUCUUGCUCUUAUUUGCCUGUCGGCUAAUAAGGAAGUUAUUGCUGCACCUUGCGUAGUUAGCGCUGUAUAGCCAGACGGCACUGCGGGUAGAUGUGUGAAUUACAUGUGGGUAUAAUUCAUAUAUUCAUGCCCUAACCACUUUGAUAGGUUUAAGCGUAUCCAUAUAGACAACUAGGUAGCUAGCCUUCUUAUGGCUAUAGCUACCUAGCUAGCGGGCGGCUAUGAAGUUAAAAAUAACGUAAUGUAUAUGUAUGCAGGCGCACAACGUAAACAAUCGUGAUAGCGUUGUAUCCGAUAAGGGGUCAAUGCAUAACGAUUACCCGGAAGGUGAUGCAGAGAUCUCGGCUGAUGCAUAUUUCUCCACCACACCAGUGCUGACUGUGGCUGACCGCCCCACAGGCCACACACAGUUGGCCACAGCGUCGCCCAUUGUGGGAAGGAUGGAGGGAGGGCUGUCUGCACUCUCCAAAUUCCAUCGUGCUUGGCUUGUGAAUAUCUCCCAUUUUAAUGUGCUCAAGUUUAUAAGCAGAGUUUGGGCAAGAUCAGCUGCAUUCUCCCAAAAGGUGCAUUUGUUUUAGGUUUUACUUUUGUUUUCUUUCUUUACAAUUUUAGCUGAAAACUGAGCUAACCAAGAUAAGGUUGUUACAUAGAUAUAUGUAUAUUCCGAUUGUCUUAAAGACUGAAACUCCCUUAGGAUUGUCGAGUGAAUGUGAGCAUUAUUGAUGACUGUUGUUCCUUCAGGCAGCAAGCAAACCAAAUCAUUUGACCAGUAUUCAGCAGUCACAUCUCCUGUCUCUGUUAAACCGAAUGUGCAUUCAUCGCAAAUGGGGAAAAAUGGUUUAUUUAUCUGAUUAUGCGAUGUAGUUCCUUAGACACCCUUAUCUGGUGUGGCAGGCAUACCGCAAAUGCGUUCUCCAAUUUAUAUUACUGUAGCAGUUUGAAGUACUGCAGGAGGUGUGCAGUAAGGGGUGCAGCAGCGAUGUCACACCCAUGGUUUGAACCUGUCUGCUGUUUACAAGUGUUGUCCGCAGGGCAGGAAGAGCUGUAGGGGGCAGGAAGAGCUGUAGGGGGCUGAAGUAGGCGUCCUGUUGCUGUCCCUGACUUAUAGACACUGCUUUCUCACUGCCUCUACUCACCUAGUCUCACCUGGGUUACUGGGUGCCUUCAGUUCCUUUCUAAAGGCAUGUUUUGACUUGGCUCUACAGGACAAAACUGGAGUUGGACAGUUGGUUCAGAAUGGACCAGAAGAUAAGGGGUCAUCUGUGUUACCGUGACUUUGUUUUGUUUUUUUCUUCCUCUGUUUGACUGAACAUUUAACGUGUGGUUAUUGACACGCAAAUUUUGGUUAAUCCAUGCAGUGCUGGCUGUUAAAACCCCUCUAAACGCACGUACUGUAAAUGUGCUGGACCCGAAACUGCUCUAAACGGCCCCUUCCCCAUGCUGUCUCCAUUAACAACAGACUCCUGAUGUGCGUACUGUAAACUCCAUUGCCCUUCUGUGAACACAGUCCUUUGUGAAGGUCCGAAUGGUACCGGAUGAGUUCUGUAAUUCUAAUACAUUGUGUGAGCUCUUGCAUGCUGCUUACCUAGCCAUUAGGGGGCACUCUCUUCAUUUAACUGCUAAUGAAACACAGUUAUAGCUGUAGAAGCUGUAUAUUAAGAUGGGUAAACAAUUCAGGGGAAACUGCCAGCCAUUCAUAGAGCAUGUUCAAGGGCACACAUCAUUCAUAGGCCUUGUCUGCUAAAUUAUUUUAAACCUUAUUCAUUUCUGUGAUCUCCUAAUUUAUGGAUUAGCUGCGUUUAGAGGUUUUCCAGUCUUCAAUGAGGACAUGGGCUUGUGAAUCCAACACGAGUUUAUGUACAGCCCAUUUUGUAACAUGAGUCUCUUCUGGAAGAUUUAUUCAAAGCAUGAAUUUAUAUUCAAAAUAGUCAUUCUUUCAGUCCAAUAUGAAAGCAUUAAAUGUGUGUGUGUGUGAGGGUGAGAGAGAGGGAAUGAUUGUAUGAGAUAAAUUUGACUAGUUGGGAGGACAUUAUUUAACUGAGAAUUUUGAUUGUGGCCUAAUAAAAGAAACCUUUUUUAUAUAAAAAUGCAAAGCAAAAAUAAAAAUGCUAAAAAAUA